CCUCCCUGGCGGUCCCAGCCGCCGCCGUACGGCCCCGCGAGGCGCGAGCAGCUACCAAGGGGCCAAGGGAUGAGCUGGGGUCCGCCUUCCCAAUGGCAUCUCCUCCUGGUCUGGAACUGAAGACACUGAGCAAUGGUCCCCAGGCUCCAAGGAGACCUGCAUCUCUGGGUCCAGCAGCCUCACCCAGGGAGGGUGUGGAGAAUGCCUGCUUCUCUUCAGAGGAACACGAGACCCAUUUCCAGGACCCUGGGGAUGCCAGACCAGGCCACUCCCCCAGCCCUCCUGGGGGCCUUGGCCCCUUGCAGCCCCGACCCCAGAGAGACGACGCGUCCCUGCAUUCAGAAGAGGGGCCAGGCCUGGAGCCCGUGAGCCGCCCUGUGGAUUACGGCUUCAUCUCUGCUCUGGUUUUCCUGGUGAGCGGGAUCCUCCUGGUAGUGACUGCAUAUGCCAUCCCCCGCGAGGCUCGCGUGAACCCGGACACGGUGUCAGCGCGGGAGAUGGAACGGCUGGAGAUGUACUAUGCGCGCCUGGGCUCGCACUUGGACAAGUGCAUCAUUGCAGGCUUGGGGCUGCUCACGGUGGGCGGCAUGCUCUUGUCCGUGCUGCUGACGGUCUCCCUGUGCAAGGGCGAGCUGUACCGCCGGCCCGCCUUCGCCCCAGGCAGGGGCUCCAGGAAGACCUACGGCUCUAUCAACCUGCGCAUGAGACAGCUCCAUGGGGACGGGGGCCAGGCCCUGGUGGAGAACGAGGUUGUCCAGGUCUCAGAGACCAGCCACGCUCUCCAGGGGUCUUAAGUAAGAGCCCACUCUGUCUGGCUGCUUCAGCUUCGGGGUGACCAGGCCCCCAAGGCUGGGGUUUUGGACCGAGCUCCACCGAGGGCCCUGUGGAAGGAGUCGUGGGUGCAGAAAGGGGAGCUUGGGGCCUGGUCCAGGCUUCACUUAGGAGAGCGGCCCCUCCGUCUGUUUUGUAGCCUGAGGUUUUGCAUAAGGUUUUGUUUGAAGGAUGGCUUCUGCUGCUAAAAAUACAAAAGUCUGGAAACCGCUGCCCUUGGAGGAUGAGGUUUCUUGGCAUUUCUGUGGAUUGAGAGCUGUUUGAAAGGCUGCCCAUCCUGUUCCCCGUGCCUUGGGGAAUUCCGGGAACUCUGCUGUCCUCAUCAGCCACCUAUGGGUGUUGGGUGACCUCGGAAGGACCCCUUGCAGCCCUGACUGUUGAA
Molecule: messenger RNA, 1213 nt
Organism: Capra hircus (goat)
Lineage: Eukaryota; Metazoa; Chordata; Mammalia; Artiodactyla; Bovidae
Gene: TMEM74B
Product: transmembrane protein 74B
Exons: 2
Coding region: 93-794 (233 amino acids)
Source: RefSeq, a predicted model, not a curated record